This is a messenger RNA of Canis lupus familiaris (dog), 2366 nucleotides long. It is a transcript of the gene HOXA7, whose product is annotated as homeobox A7. The transcript is spliced from 3 exons. Bases 444 to 1157 code for a protein of 237 amino acids. Lineage: Eukaryota; Metazoa; Chordata; Mammalia; Carnivora; Canidae. The record is from RefSeq and is a predicted model, not a curated record. Gene Ontology annotation, cellular component: nucleus. Gene Ontology annotation, molecular function: DNA-binding transcription factor activity, RNA polymerase II-specific; RNA polymerase II cis-regulatory region sequence-specific DNA binding. Gene Ontology annotation, biological process: regulation of transcription by RNA polymerase II; anterior/posterior pattern specification.
CGUUUAUAGACACACGUUGGUAUUGCAGCAAACGUCCUCAUUAUAUUUCCUACAUAACACACACUAUUUGACAGCAUCUGAUUGUAAGAAGGGUUUUAUAUAGCUUCCCCGAGAGCCGCCCGUGGUCAUGUAUCCAAGCUGCAGGUAGAAAGCUCAAUUUAUGUAACUACAAAUAAAUGGUGAAGGAGCAGAUCGGUGGCGACCGCUUCUCUCCACCAAUGACGGAGGCUUCAGGCUGCCGCGGGCCCCGCGGAGCAAGACCACCUGUGAGGGCUGCUGAGAUUGGCGGAGGCGGUCAUGUGGGCGGUCACGUGCUGCGGCGAGCUCCGUCCAAAAGAAAAUGGGGUUUGGUGUAAAUCUGGGGGUGUAAUGUUAUCAUAUAUCACGCUACCUCGUAAAACCGACACUGAAAGCUGCCGGACAACAAAUCACAGGUCAAAAUUAUGAGUUCUUCGUAUUAUGUGAAUGCGCUUUUUAGCAAAUAUACGGCGGGGGCUUCUCUGUUCCAAAAUGCCGAGCCGACUUCUUGCUCCUUUGCGCCCAACUCGCAGAGAAGCGGCUACGGGGCGGGCGCCGGCGCCUUCGCUUCGACCGUACCGGGCUUGUACAAUGUCAACAGCCCCCUGUAUCAGAGCCCCUUCGCGUCGGGCUACGGCCUGGGCGCCGACGCCUACGGCAACCUGCCCUGCGCCUCCUACGACCAAAACAUCCCCGGGCUCUGCAGUGACCUCGCCAAAGGCGCUUGCGACAAGGCGGACGAAGGCGCGCUGCACGGCCCGGCCGAGGCCAAUUUCCGCAUCUACCCCUGGAUGCGGUCUUCAGGGCCCGACAGGAAGCGGGGCCGCCAGACCUACACGCGCUACCAGACGCUGGAGCUGGAGAAGGAGUUCCACUUCAACCGCUACCUGACGCGGCGCCGCCGCAUCGAGAUCGCCCACGCGCUCUGCCUCACCGAGCGCCAGAUCAAGAUCUGGUUCCAGAACCGCCGCAUGAAGUGGAAGAAAGAGCAUAAGGAUGAGGGUCCGGCCGCCGCCGCCCCCGAGGGCGCCGUGCCCACCGCCGCCGCCGCCGCCGCCGCCACCGCCGCCGCCGCCACCGACAAGGCCGACGAGGAGGACGAAGAUGACGACGACGACGACGAAGAGGAGGAGGAAUGAGGGGCCAAGUCGGGGCCCUGGCUGCACCAGACAGUCGGGAAAAGCGUCUUUAGAGACUCACUGAUUUUAUUUACAAAAGUGGAAAAAAUAAAAAGAAAACGUAAAAACAAAAACAAAAACAAAAACAAAACAGUCCCCAACCUGUACCCAUCUGCCCCAUUACCCAUUCCAGCUCCCAUCUUUUCUGGACCGAGCAGCCGCCUAGCCUGGGUCCCCUUGGGGAUCUCUCUGCCCCCAAGUACCCCCAGCAGACACCCUCCCUAACCCCAGUCGGACCAGCUCUGUGCUGGCACGGCUAAAAUACUACCUAGCACAGGCCUCAGCGAGAGGCACCCCAAACUACCUAUGGGCCCAGCCCCAGUAGGCCUCCACUCCCAGGAAGCCCCGACCUGUCCCCACACUGGCAAACACCCAGCACCUCCCCCAUACCGACAAGGACCUGAUCUUCUCAGUACUACCUACUAGUCCCAAACUACCUAUUUUGUGCUCACUGGCUCGCCUGCUACCUAGUGCCGGCCCCUUCCCCGGCCAGGCCCCUCCUGCUUCUGCCUGGCAGCCUUGAGGGGUCCCUGAGGCUGCAUGGAGAAGGCACUGGGGUCCGGGGACCAGGGUAUUGGCUUCUAUUUAAAUUGAAAAAUAAUAUAUUUAUUCCAAAGCAUUCUAAGUGCUGCAACCUAGAAUCCCUCCUUCUCUGGCCUGGGCAUCCCAAGUUCAGGCCCACUACCCCCACUUCUGGAGGGGAGCAUUCCCAAGCUAGCUGCAGAUCUCUGGGUUAGCUUCUGCUUAGUAGGACUGCAGAGUUGCUCCCAGCCUCCCUGCACCUCCCCUGGCCCCCAUAUCCUACUGUCCAGCCAUGUUGAAUAUAUACACCCUGACUUUUCCUACAAUAGCAAAUAUUGUAUAUUUGAACAAGAUUUUUUUUGUCAUUUAUAUAGUCUUGGAGCUCAUUUGUAAGGCAAUGUCUUGACUCGGGAAGGAUGUGUUAAUGGGGUGACUUUGUAGCAUGGUGUGUUGUCUUGAGCUAACUUUAUAGCUGGUGGGGAGAGCCAUUGCCCUUCCCAAUGCCCUUCAUCUCUUGUGUUGUCCUGCGUCCCCCUUGUCCCUGUAGGCUCUAGCUUGGGGUUCCAGGAAUGGGAAGGCACGCUUCCUGUCUUGCCCAGCUAACCGUGUUUUAUGUAACAAAAAUAAAGAUGCUUGGUGACAAAGAAA